Trematosphaeria pertusa is the source of this 1416-nucleotide messenger RNA. RefSeq lists its product as uncharacterized. The record is from RefSeq and is a predicted model, not a curated record. Lineage: Eukaryota; Fungi; Ascomycota; Dothideomycetes; Pleosporales; Trematosphaeriaceae. The transcript has 2 exons. The coding region runs from base 91 to 1086 and encodes 331 amino acids.
CAGCAUAACACCGUGUUCAAGCCUGCUGGUGCGCUUUUAACGCGUUUAACUGUCUAUUAUAAAGAAUUUGCGCAGCAAUUUUAGCUCACCAUGACUUCCCGGACCGGCUUCUUGUCGCACGCGAAAGAGAUAGCCGGCGCUCUCAUGCUCCCCGAAAUGUUCACGGUCUUCAUGGAAAACUUCACUAAUCCACUCGCGUGGAGUCUUCUACUCAGAGCCGACGUACUGCCAGUCACGUAUCAGAUCCGACGGUAUAUACUACAUGGAAAUGCCAAUGAGGCAUUGCGAUUGAAGGAAUCCUACCAGGGCACAUUCGCCAUGGCAGCUGUCGCCGCUGCCAUCAUCGCCCAAAUCGCUAUCACGCUGCCGGGCCUCCAAGACUUUGGCAACAUCCACUGGACCGCUACGGCAUUCGCUUACACGAGCCUCAUAAGCGGCCUCCUAUCCACCUUCUUUUCUUUCUACGUUCACAAGAUUCUGAGCGGCCUGCACAGCGCGGGGCUUGCGCUCGAAUGGCUCACGUCGCCCCGCAGGGGGCUGCUUAACCACUUCUUUAAAGCCAACAAGGCAAUUGAUAAACAUGACCGGAUCCCCUCGCUCAUGGCGGCCACGACGCUAACAGCACCUGGCCGCCUCCUCUUUCUCUCCAUCUCAACGCUCUUCGCGGCGCUGGGAAUCUACCUCGGCUCAGUGUACACGGGAAAACUGGGCAAUCUGAAAGGCAGCAAUGCCAACUUGGCUGUCUUGUUGUUUUUCACUAUUUCCGCGGUGUGGGGCGUUUCGGAGCUUGCUCUACCGCUGUACACGGAGCAGAUAAACCGGAUAAACCGGACAAACCAGAUUACCAUGUCGCUGGCUCGCGUUGUGCGCGACGAGGAGUUGCAGAAUGAAUAUCUACGGAACGAGAAGACUGAUGCAGGGGUGACGAGGGAAAAGCUCAGUUCUGGCGAAAGUGCAGACACAGGAGCAGUCAUCCGGCAAGCGUUGCAGGCGUCGAUUCGUGCGCAGGAGGAGAGUGUGAAAGCGCAGAAGGCGCUUUUGCAGCUGUUGGUUUCCCAGGCUGGUGAGAUCGAAUCGCUGCCAUGAGGACCUGAAGCAGAAGAUGCGCUACAAGGAAAGAGGAGAAGGAAUGGGCAUAUCAAACCGACUCUCUGGGACGUUGUGGUGGUGGCUUCGGAUCAGAACACUACGCGUAUUCGGCCCUCUAAUUUGCCUUAUAGUCCGAAGUAAGAACCUGUGUCAUCUUAGCUGAGCGAGCUGCAUGGGACAUCGAGGGACCUGCUUGUGUUGCAACAAAAAUCGAUCUAGGGGGCUUGCUUUCAAAGCCAUCCUUAAAGCGACCUAGCACAAACGCUAAUACUAGCACUCAAAACGGUCAAAAAAUGGUAUGCACUCUAGCUUACACAUGUAAUAAAG